This is a messenger RNA of Dreissena polymorpha, 2283 nucleotides long. RefSeq lists its product as uncharacterized. The coding region runs from base 491 to 1969 and encodes 492 amino acids. Gene Ontology annotation, biological process: neuropeptide signaling pathway. Gene Ontology annotation, molecular function: G protein-coupled peptide receptor activity. Lineage: Eukaryota; Metazoa; Mollusca; Bivalvia; Myida; Dreissenidae. The transcript has 3 exons. The record is from RefSeq and is a predicted model, not a curated record. Gene Ontology annotation, cellular component: membrane.
AUUUUAGGAUCUCAUCUGUGUGAUAUAUUCAAUGCUAUUUUAAACUCGGGGUAUUUUCCUGAUAAGUGGACCGAGGGGGUAAUUGUGCCAAUUCACAAAAAGGGGGAUACUGAAAAUGCUAGUAACUACUGAGGUGUAACACUUGUAAGCUGUUUGUCUAAGCUAUUUACCACUGUAAUAAACAAGCGGAUUAAAUCUUUAUGUAAUGAAAACAAUAUUAUUUCGGACGCUCAGUUCGGAUUUCGGAAAGGGAGAUCAACCGUUGAUGCCGUUUUUAUACUUUUGUCAGUAAUCCAAAAUUACCUGAAUCAUAAUAAACGUCUUUAUGUUAUUUUUGUGGACAUGUUUAAAUGCUUUGACUCAAUUUAUCGAAAUGCCCUUUGGCUGAAAAUGUACAAAUCAGGAAUCCAAGGGAUGGAAACAUGGUUCGAAUCAAGCACUGAUAACAUUACGACGGCUGUGGCUGCAACUGUACUAACUACGCCUUACUAUGCAGAACGGAAUGUUGGCAAACAUUUCAAAAAUGUUCAUAACUUAUGGACCGACAUUCGAACAUUAUGAACGGCUUGAACUAUAUGUUUAUAUUUAUCCAGUUAGUCUGCUUACUGCGUUUAUGAUCAUUGGACUUAUCGGUAACUGCUUCGUGUUGUAUAUAUUCAUUAAACAGUGGGAACGGAAUAAGACAUCCGUGUUUAUCAUUACAUUGGCCGCUCUGGACGUAGUCAACUGUUCUUUAAUUAUUCCGGUUGAAAUCUCCGUGUUUGCGAGGCCCUUUACGUAUGACCAUGACGUGCUCUGCAAGAUCUCGAGAUGCUUGUCAUUCAUUGUCACGGCCAACUAUUCAUUCGUUCUGGUCACUGUGGCAUACGACCGCUACCUCAUGGUAUGUAAGCCACUCAAGAGGAUCACAUAUGGACAGCGUUACGCUAUGAGGGCCUGCAUUGGAGCCACCGUCUUGGCCGUCGUCACACAAUGGCCCGCACUCGUCAUCUACGGAACGAGUACAAUCACACUGCCAGUCCCCAAAAACUCAACAGAGACCGACGACAAUGCUACAGAGAUACAUUACUUUGUACAAGGCAAAACAUGUCACGUGACUAAUUACUACGACGAGGUUGACAAGAUUCCAAAGUUGCUGUUCCUCGGUUUCUUGAUGGGUGGUCACGUUAUCAUCUUCGGUACCCUAAUCGUGAUGUAUAUGGUGAUCGGAAACCGUCUGUUCUUGUCGUCGUUCGUCGACAUCCUUGACAACAGCGGACAUGCAUCUGGGCUUCUUAAGUUAGGCAUCGUGUCGGCAAUUACAGGUACGGCGGCCAAAGGUAAAAUUCCGAGUUGCAGUCACCAAACAGGUACGUUCUCAGCGGAUCCGAGCCAGUCACCAAAGAAGAAGAACACGCUCGCGCGUGCGCAAAGCGCCGAUGAGGCCGAAAAAGCAGACGUCAAAUGGAGGCGAAGUUUAGAAGACCAUCGAAUCUCCAUCGGCCCUUUAGCGACGGGGAACGAUUCUGAGCGUUUUAAGUAUAAGAGAUCAGUUUCUACUCCAGAAGAAGAUAACGUCUUUGAAACCAGUGGGGACAAAAAUGGCGUCGAUCUUGUGCCGCAAUCUGAAGGUUUAUCCCCCGCGCUCUGCGGUAGCAGCAUGAACGUCAGUAUGGCACAUACCUCCGCGCCACAUCGACAGGCGAAACCAGGUGGCGACUUGAAAGAGCUCUCCCUCAAAAAGAACACGUUAAUCAUGAGAAUGGUGACGUUUAUGUUCAUACUGAGUUACCUUCCUUACUUGAUCCUCGUAAUGCUGAGGUACGUGGACGGAGACAUUCCGAAAAAAUUGCCGACGAACUUGAAGAUCUUGUACCACGUGUUCCUGAAGAGCUAUUUCCUGAACAGCGUAUCGCGCCCGUUCAUUUACAUCGCCAUGAACGAGCAGUACAGAUCGAAGUUACUCAAGCUGAUAUGCCGGUGGCGAUGAUGUUCAUAAAAACAAUUCUGAGAAACAAUUGCACAGUUCGGGAGUAGAAAACAUAUUUGUUUCUUAAAAGGCAUCGUUUAACACCCUGAAACAUAUGUUUUGCAGAAUCUGUCAUAUAUGAUACUCUUAAAUUGCAUUACAUUUUAAUUUAAUAUUUAUAAUUCAUAUUUGUGUAAAAAAAAUAUUGGUAUAUGUAUAGCGGAACAUACAUUGCAUCCAAAAAUAACUUUUUCCGCCAAAUGGUUUUACUUUUCUCAAUUAUUUUCUGUUCGAAACCUUAAAAUAAAAAAAUAAAUAAAACACGGUGAACAUCA